Anopheles marshallii is the source of this 1467-nucleotide messenger RNA. It is a transcript of the gene Dph2, whose product is annotated as 2-(3-amino-3-carboxypropyl)histidine synthase subunit 2. The transcript is spliced from 2 exons. Gene Ontology annotation, biological process: protein histidyl modification to diphthamide. Bases 1 to 1467 code for a protein of 488 amino acids. The record is from RefSeq and is a predicted model, not a curated record. Gene Ontology annotation, molecular function: 2-(3-amino-3-carboxypropyl)histidine synthase activity. NCBI's taxonomy places the organism in Eukaryota, Metazoa, Arthropoda, Insecta, Diptera, Culicidae.
AUGAGUUCAGCAUUCAGUUCCGGUGAUAGUAUAAUACAAAAUCAGUCCCCGGUCACAGUUGUGGACCAUGUACGAUUACAUGAAAUAUGGAAUAGUGAACAAAAACAUCGCUGUCUUAGGUGGAUAGAGAAACACAACCUGCAACGAGUUGCCUUACAAUUUCCGGAUUCCAUUUUACCCCACAUCGUACAGAUCGUUAAUGAUUUAAAAUCAGCCCUAGUUGAUGAAUUGUGCAUUUUUGUCCUUGCCGAUACAUCUUACGGUAGUUGCUGCAUAGAUGAGAUUGCAGCAGCCCAUGCGAAUGCGGACGGUAUAGUUCAUUUCGGACACGCGUGCCUAAGCAAGGUUUCCCGUAUUCCCGUACUGUACGUGUUCUUCCAAUUCAAGCUGGAAGAAGGACAAUUGCUUGCCACACUAUCAAGAGAAUUUGUUACCCGGAAUAUCCAUGUGACAUGUUUCUACGAGGAUUGUUACACCGACGCAAUGGAUGAGAUGCGGGACACGCUCGUGGAUCGGUUUCCGAACAUGGUGAUAGCUAAUUUAGCAAAAGCUGAUCAAAAGGCCGAUAUAAUGCAUUGGAAAUUAGAUACGCCGCACGAGUCGAACGGUUUGGUAUUAUAUAUUGGCCGUGACAAUUUAAGCUUCUUCAAUACUGCAGUAGCUCUUAAAGCGACACAAUGCUAUUUGUACGAUCCCACAAAAACUGAUCCACAGUUGGAACGAACGGAUGCUUUUCAGGCCAAAUGGUUACGUCGGAGAUACUACGCUAUAGAGCGUUGCAUGGACGCCGGUUCGAUCGGGAUCGUAGUGGCUACGCUCUCCACUAAGGGCUAUCUCGAGAUCGUGUCUAGAGUACAGCGGUUGGCAAAAACGCGAGGUGUUCGCACCUACCUUAUCUCAAUAGGGAAGGUAAAUCCUGAAAAGCUGGCCAAUUUUAUCGACAUUGAUUGUUUUGUGUUGGUUGGUUGCCCGGAAAACGACAUCUUUACAUCGCGUGAUUUUUUCCGACCGCUACUUUCUGUAUUUGAGGCCGAGAUGGCACUCAAUCAGACGUGGAAAGAAAAAUUGCUUACAUGUUAUACAACCAACUUUCCCGAUUUGCUGCCCAAUGGUAGACUUUACUCAAAUGUUGAUGAUGUGUUGCUAGAAAUUAAAGGUGCAAAUGAACCGGCGGAUGUCAGCUUAAUCACAGGUAAGGCGAGAAAUGUUUCACAUCGAAACAUUGCCGAUACGGAAUCGAAGGCAAAUGAGACAUGUACGGAUGUGGCAUCAAAACGGAGGAAUGAGCUUGCACAAAUCAGUUCGGCGGAUCAAUUCACCAGCAGAUUCUGGCAGGGACUGGAGCAAAACCUUGGUCAUGAUGUUCCUGCACUUGUCCAAAUGGGACGUUCUGGGGUUCCAAUCAUGUAUGAAAACGAACGAAACGCUCAGCCCAGUAACGAACAACAAGAAUGUUUUUUACCAUAG